AUGACAGCCAUGACCGAGCCAAUGGAGAGCGCCGCUGCCGCUUAUGCGGCUUACAAUGACUUUCAGGCAAGUCAAUAUUAGUGUAAAAUACGUAUCAACUGCUUUUCCUGUCUAAGAUUUUCAAUUAUAAAAUGUAUUUCGAAAAAAAAACAUUUUGAAAAAAAAAUCGACCAGUCGAAAAUUUUUUUGAAAGUUUUUAUUUUUUUGGCUAAAAUAUAAAAAACAAGCUUUAAAAGUGCACAAAGCAUUUUGACUAAUUCCAGAAUGCCUUUGCAAGUCAUUCUGACAUGCUGGGAUUUCCGUCCGCGCCCUACUACCCCAACACGGAUAUUAUCUACCCUGAUAACGCGAUGUUGCCGGUUCAGCCCACAAUCCAUUUUUAUCAACCCACCAAUCCACAACAAUGGCCUGAUACUAAUCAGCAAAUGUAAGACAUUUUAAAAUUUGAAUUUUCAUAAAAGUUUGGUAAAAAUGGCUUUAGAAGGGCAUGGAUAAUAUAAGUUUGAGAGGAUGUUGUGAUUGAACUAGGAGGUCUACGUACUUAAAAUUUAGUCAAAUUAUAUGUAUGAUCAGGUUUUAUCAGUAUAUAUUAGUUACAGUUUUAAAAACGACUGAAAAGUUGACGAAAAGUGAAAAAAUCUUGGUCAGGCCUACCAAAGUAGUCAUGGGGAAGAUAACUUUGAUAUGCUAUAAUAAAUGUUCUAGAAAAGGAAUAACUUCACCAUUUGAAUGUACCAUAAAGUGUGUUUUAUUUUAUCUAAUAAUAAUAUGUCUAAAAGGAAGUGAUAAAACUGAUAAAUCGGCCAAACUUCCCAAUAGACACCUACUAAAACAGUUGUAGUGAAGAUAACUUUGAGGUGCCAUAAAAAACGUCGUAGAAAAGGAAUAAGUUUAAAAUUUAGUCAGAAUAUACUAUAAAAUUUUUUUAAUCUUAUCAAAUAGUUACGUGCCUAAACGGAAGUGAUAAAAUUGAUAAAACGGCCAAAAACCUUGAUGGGUACCUACUAAACCGGUUAUGGUGAAGAUAACUUUGAAAUUACAUAAAACAUUUUCUAGAUUAAGAAUAAGCGUAAAAUUUAGUCAGAAUGUACUACAGAGUGUAUUUUAUCAUAUCUAAUAGUAAUAUGUCUAAAAAGAAGUGAUAAAGUUGAUAAAACGGCCAAAAAUCUCGAUGGAUACCUACUAAACCGGUCAUAGUGAAGAUAACUUUAAGACGCCAGAACAAAUUGAUUAGUUGAUAUAGAAGCCUAAUAUUUGGCAAUAGUAUACUUUUUAAUGUACUUUAUCAUAUACAUUUGUCAUCAUUCUAGAAUUAUAGCAAAACUUUAACAAAACGGCCAAAAACCUCAAUAGAUACCUACUAAGGUGAAGAUAACUUUGAGAUGCCAGGACUAAUUGGUUAAACGGUGUAUAAGCCUAAUAGAUAGCACAAAUGUACACUUAGACGUGCUUGGACAUAUACAUUUGUCAUCAGUUUAAAAUUAUGGUCCAACUUUAAUAAAACGACCGAAAAUUCUAGUAGGUACCUAUUAAGCUGUCAUAAUGACUAAAGUUCAAUUUUUCUUAAUAAUAAUUGAAGAAAGAAGGUAAAACACGUUGUGAGUACAUGUAAAAUUGACAAAAUUCUGUAUGGAAAAAUUUAAGAACCCUACCAGGCCAGUAUAAAAGCGAAAAUGAGCUCACUACUGGUCGAAAGAAUGCCUAUAAGGAACAGUUUCGAGGCUUCGACCGGAAGCCGUGAAACUCUUCGAAACCCCAUUUUUGAUUGCAAAGGUAUUCUCUAAACAAUGGCAAUUUGUGUUUAGUUGUUAAAAUUGUAUUUUAGGUAUUAAGUGAGGUCUAUUUUCAAAAAAGUUAAUUUUAAAAUUAAAAAAAAAUUUAAAAAUUUUUAUAAUUUUUUUGAAAUUUUAAUUGUCAAAUUUAUCAAACUGUCAUUUCAGACCCUACACAUCAACAGUAAACCCCCUGGACUAUGAUCUAUCAUCCACCGGUAUCAAAGCCGAAAGUUCGGUUGAUUUGAGUUCGGCCAUAUGGCCAAGUCAGUCCCUACCCAAGGCCUCGACCAUGCUACUGGACUCAACGGCCGGCAACUCGAUGCUACGUCGUAAUUCAAUGCUGAAUCACAACAAUAUGAUCCUAGAGAACAACAACAUGUUGCUGGAUAGUAAUCGCAACUCAAUGUUGUUGGACAACUCCAGCAGUUUGUUAGACCGCAACUCGGGCAAUUUAUUGGACCGCAACUCUGGCAAUUUGUUAGACCGCAACUCGGGCAACUUAUUGCUAGAAAAUAGAGGGUCUGGCGAGUUGUUGGACAGAAGUUCUGGCAACUUGUUGGAUCGCAACUCUGACAAUUUGUUGCACCGCAACUCGGGCAACUUGUUGCUAGAUCAUGGCAGAAGAAACCUUUUGGAGCCGGACCUAGCUUCAAGGCAUAUUGUUUUAGAGGAGAAGCGUCGCUCAAAUCAACCGACCAAGGUCUAUGGUUGUCCAACUUGUGGUAAACAAUAUUGUCGCAAAAGCACCUUGAAGUCGCAUAUUAAGCAACAUUUUGGCAACAAACCCUUCAUGUGCAAUGUAAGGAAUCGCAUUUGAAAAAAAUUUUGAAAUUUUUUAAAAUUUAUAAAAUUUUUUUUUGAAAUUUUAAAAAUUUUUGAAAUUUCGAAAUUCAGGCCUGUGGCAAGACCUUCACCCAAGCCGCCAACCUGACAGCACAUAAACGAGUUCAUACUGGAGAAAAGCCAUUUACAUGUUCAGUUUGUUUUCGACCAUUCUCUCAGUCUUCUUCAUUGGUUACUCAUAAACGGUGGGUUUGAAGUGGCAUUUUAGGUAACAAAAUUCUUAAAAAAUGUCAUUUUAGGUAACAAAAAUUUUUCGAAAUGUCAUUGUUGGUAAGAAAAUUUGAUUCUAGGCUUAAAAAUGUCAUUCAAGGCUUGAAAAUGUCAUUUUAGGUAACAAAAAUCAUUUAAAAUAGCAUUUUAGGUAACAAAAUUUGCUAUUAAACUUAAAAAUGUCAUUUAAGGCUUCAAAACGUCACUUUAGGUAACAAAAUGUCAAGUUAGGCUAAAGAAUGUGAUUUUAGGUAACAAACUUAGCAAAAGCCUUUUAGGUAACAAAACUGGAUUUUAAAGUUGAAAAUGUCAUUUUCUAAAUAUAAGUGUCACUUUUUGUCGAAAAAAAUCAGUUUAGGUAACAAAAUUUAAUUUUUGUUUGUAAAAAUUUCACUUUAGGCUUAAAAACGGCAUUUUAGGUAACAAAAUUUUGUUUUUUAGGCUAAAAAAUUUUAUUUUAGGUAACAACCGUUUUAAAAAAUGUUACCUUAGGUAACAAAAUUUGAUUCAGGCUUAAAAGUGUCAUUUUAGGUAACAAAAUUUAAGUUUAAGGUUAAAAAUGUCACAUUAGGCUUAAAAAUGGCAUUUUACAUCAGAAAAGUUUUAAAAGCGUCGUUUUAGGUAACAACAUCUUUAUAAAUGUCGCCUUAGGUGACAAAACAUGAUUUUAGGUAACAAGAACUUUAAAAAUGUCACUCUAGGUAACAUAAUGUGUUUUUAGGUAACAAACACUAAUUUUGAAAAGAUUUUUUUGAGCUUCAAAAAAAAUGUUAUCUUGCCAUAAUAUUUUGGUGAUUAGAGAAAGCUGGUUCCCAAAAUUAGUUGUUUAAUGUUGUAGGUAUUCCGAAGCCAAACUUUAUUUGGUGAUUUUGGAUGUCAAUGAGCAGUUUUACAGUAGAUUAUACAGGCUGGCAUUGAGAUGCUUAAAAGAUGGUCAGGGUCAGGCAGCUUUAGGAAAUAGGAUUGUACUGAAAAACACAUAAAGUUAUGGUUGAGCAGGAGCAUGGUAUUAUAGGGCCAGUCAUGGCAGGGUAGGUUAAAGUUAAGUAGGGUAGGAUAGUGUAGGUUAGGAUAGAGUAGGGUAGGGUAGAGUAGGGUAGGGUAGGGUAGAGUAGGUUUGGGUAGGGUAGGGUAGGGUAGGGUAGAGUAGGGUAGGGUAGGGUAGGGUAGGGUAGGGUAGGGUAGGGUAGGGUAGGGUAGGGUAGGGUAGGGUAGGGUAGGGUAGGGUAGGGUAGGGGAGGGUAGGGUACGAUAGGGUACGGUAGGGUAGGGUAAUACAACACAAAAUUAAUUACGGUAUGGUGGAUUAAAACAAUAUAAAAAAUAGUUUAGGAACCCACGGUAAAUUUCCGUAUGCAUGGUUACGUGACGUUUGCCAAAGCCCAGAAAACUACCAAAUUGGCCCGGCGAUGCAAGCCCGUAUACCAAUGAUGAAAGAUUUUGAUCUUAACGUAUCUCCAACAAGCUUUGAGUCUACUACUGAAGGUUUAACAGUGUCAUGGUCGAAUAAACAUCAAAGUUUUUAUCCAGUAACCUGGUUAAAAUCUCGAAAUUUGUCUGAAAAAUCUGUGAUUCAGAAACGGAAAGCCCGAUACUUUUUGGAUACUGUAACUUGGAAGCAAAAUGAGAUUAAAAAGUUGCCGAUCAAAGUAAAAUACGAUGACUUUAUGAAAAACGAAGAUGGGGUGGAAAAAUUGCUAGAGGGUGUUUGUAGAGAUGGUAUUGGAAUGCUUGUUAAUGGACCUGAAUUGGAGCCAGAAGAACAUAAAAAAGUUGUUGAAGCUAUUGGACAGAGGGUCGGACUGAUUCACCAAACUCAUUUUGGGUGAGAGUUCUUUCUAUAAACUUUUUGACCAAAAAAAUUAAAAUCACUACUAAGCUUAUGAUUCAGAUUAGGCUUAGUAGGCUUAGGCUUAGUAGGCUUAGGCUUAGUAGGCUUAGGCUUAGUAGGCUUAGGCUUAGUAGGCUUAGGCUUAGUAGGCUUAGGCUUAGUAGGCUUAGGCUUAGUAGGCUUAGGCUUAGUAGGCUUAGGCUUAGUAGGCUUAGGCUUAGUAGGCUCAGGCUUAGUAGGCUUAGGCUUAGUAGGCUUAGGCUUAGUAGGCUUAGGCUUAGUAGGCUUAGGCUUAGUAGGCUUAGGCUUAGUAGGCUUGGGCUUAGUAGGCUUAGGCUUAGUAGGCUUAGGCUUAGUAGGCUUAGGCUUAGUAGGCUUAGGCUUAGUAGGCUUAGGCUUAGUAGGCUUAGGCUUAGUAGGCUUAGGCUUAGUAGGCUUAGGCUUAGUAGGCUUAGGCUUAGUAGGCUUAGGCUUAGUAGGCUUAGGCUUAGUAGGCUUAGGCUUAGUAGUUUUAAGCUUUAUUUUUAAAAUUUGUUAUUUCUAUAAACUUUUCUACCUAAACUAAUGAUAUUUAGCAAAAUCUUCACGGUAUGUACAAAGCCCAAUGCUAGUAACAUGGCUUACGCGAGCGGUAAAGAGCUACCAUAUCACACUGAUUUUCCGUCUUUAUCCGAUCCACCCCAACUUCAGUUUCUACAUUGUGCACAACCUGCUCAAAAGGGGGGUCUCAGCAUGUUUGUAGAUGGAUUUUUAAUUUCUGAUAUCUUAAAAACUGACCAUAAAUGGGCUUAUGACGUUUUAUGUCAUACCAACAUUGAAUUCAUCGAAGUUGGGUACGAUGUUCAUGAAGUUGAAGAUACAGAAUCUCAGCACGGUAAAAAUAAGGGUUCAGAAGUUGAAAGAAGUGUCAUAGAUAGAAGGUUCGACUUUCAAAUGACAUCACAACAAAAGACGAUUACAGUAAGACAAGACGGUAGUUUGAAGAAGGUUCAAUUUGGCAAUGCCAUGAGGUCGUGGGCUUUUGAAGCUGAACCUGAGAAGAUUCAGCUUCUGUACGACGCUCUGAAGUUGUUUACUACAUUGUGUUACAAACCAGAGAAUCAACUGGCCUUUAACAUGCAAAAAGGUAGGGUAGGGUAAGGUAAAGUAGAAUCUAGCGGAAUAGGAUAGAGUAAGUUAAGGUAGAGUCAGGUAGAGAAAAAUGGGAUAGGAUAUGGUAGAGUAGGAAAGGGUAGAAUACAGUAAUGUAAAGUAAGUCUGUUAGGGUAGGUUAUGGUAAAGUAGGUUAUGGUAGGGUAGGGUACGGUAAGGAAGAGCAGGUUAAGGUAGGGUAGAGUAAGAAAGGGUAGGACAUAGUAAGGUUAAAUAGAGCAGGGUAAGGUAGAGUACGGUAAGGUAAAGUAGACCAAGAUACGGUAGGACAAACCGUGAUAAAAGUAAAUUUUCAGGUGACUCAGUUCUCUGGGCUAAUACUAGAUUACUACAUGCCAGAUCAGCUUAUGAAUGUCCGGCUGAUAAGCCACGAAUUCUUCAAGGAUGUUACUUUAGCUGGGACAUUGUAAAGUCAAGGCUUCGAUUGGCAAAAAGUCGACUGGGCCAAAAGGAUUAUAUUGUUAUACUAUGA
Messenger RNA from Bursaphelenchus okinawaensis, 6283 nucleotides. Lineage: Eukaryota; Metazoa; Nematoda; Chromadorea; Rhabditida; Aphelenchoididae. The record is from the annotation of a GenBank genome assembly.